Molecule: messenger RNA, 741 nt
Organism: Closterium sp. Naga37s-1
Lineage: Eukaryota; Viridiplantae; Streptophyta; Zygnematophyceae; Desmidiales; Closteriaceae
Source: the annotation of a GenBank genome assembly
AUGGCUGCACCCGCCGUUGAGCUCGGCGCGACUCAUUCCGCCGCGCUCGGCGCGUUUCACUCCGCCGCCGCGGAUGCCGCGCGGAUUCCGCAGCUCUCCGCGCUUGUCCCCGCCUCCGCAUUUCCGCCCCCCGCGCCGCUGACACGAAACCUCCUUUCCAAUCUCUUCCCCUCUCUCCUCCCCCUCCUCCCCCCUCCUCACUCCUCCUCCACCCUCCUCCCCCUUCCCCACUCCUCCUCCCCCUUCCUCCCCCCUCCGCCUCACUCCCCCACCCUCCUAACAUCCGCUGCUCCCUCCCUUACCUCCCCCUUUCCUCCCCCAUGCCUCCAUUUUCCCGCACCAAUCAGAGGCUGCCACAUCAUCACCUCGCAGAUCAUGCGGGCCGUGCCAGAGAUCGCCGAUGCUGCACGCAUCGGCCAGCCUCACACAGUGCUGCACACCUCCGCCAGUCUCACCAUCAACGAGAAUGCCAGCCCAGACGUGCCUCUGGACAUGGAAGACGCUCUCAACCGCAUUGCACCGGAGGGAAACCAUUACCGCCACCUGGACGAGGGUUAUGAUGACAUGCCGGCCCAUGUCAAGUCCUCUCUGAUGGGCUGCUCUCUCACCGUCCCCAUCAUGUCUGGUCGCUUCAAGCUUGGCAUGUGGCAGGGCAUAUAUCUAAACGAGCACCGUAACUACGGGGGCGCAAGGCAGCUGUGCAUUACCAUUCAGGGGGAGAAGCGCGCCGAUGGGCGGUGA